Aethalodelphis obliquidens (Pacific white-sided dolphin) is the source of this 8414-nucleotide messenger RNA. RefSeq names its product ADAM metallopeptidase with thrombospondin type 1 motif 17 (gene ADAMTS17). The transcript is spliced from 24 exons. Gene Ontology annotation, biological process: proteolysis; extracellular matrix organization. The coding region runs from base 2150 to 5584 and encodes 1144 amino acids. Lineage: Eukaryota; Metazoa; Chordata; Mammalia; Artiodactyla; Delphinidae. Gene Ontology annotation, molecular function: metalloendopeptidase activity. The record is from RefSeq and is a predicted model, not a curated record. Gene Ontology annotation, cellular component: extracellular matrix.
UUCUUUUUUUUUUUUUUGCAUAUGGGUAUCUAGUUUUCCCACCACCAUUUAUUAAAGAGACUACCCUUUUUCCUUGAGUAUUUUUGGCUACCUUGUCAAAUAUUAGUUGAUUGUCUAUGCAUGGGUUUAUUUCUGGACUCAAUUAGCCAUUUAUCUAAUGAUUAACAUUCAGGUUUUUGCAGUUUUUUGCUCUUAAUAAUGUGCUGUGGUGAGCAUUCUUCUACACAUGCCAGUUAACUCUGCUAUUCCACUCUUGCUAACUACCACUAACUGUGUUAGUUAACAAGAGUGGAAUAGCAGAGUUCUAGGGUGUGUACAUUUUAAACUUGACUGCAGUUUGCCCACUUGUUCUUCAAAGUGGCCGUGCCAAUUUACACCCCCACCCAUGGGCAGGAGAGUGUCCUCUCCAAUCCUUGAUAUUUCCAAGCUCUUUAGUUUUGGACAGGCCGGAAGAUGAAAUGGCAUCUUGCUGUUGUUUCAGUUUGUGUGUCCCUACAGACUAAUGCAUUUGAGCAUCAUCUAUCUGAUAGGUUGAUGACUAUUACUUCAGGCGGAAUCCAAUAGCAAAAUUGUUCUUGCGAGGCAGUGGGGCUGCUACUCCCUGGCUUUCAGUGGCAGGCCUUUGAGGUGGCUCUUUGGCCAACAAACCUACACCAAAAAGCUCACCAUGAUAUCUUGUGCCACCAGAAGAUGCUGCUGAAAUUUCAGUUGGCUGAGGCUGCUGUCAAAGGAGAGGAAAAAAGACCCAAACCUGUCCAUGAGCAGGACGUGUGUGGAGGCUUCCAGGAACUUUAGAUGCCCAGCAGUGAGUGGCAGCCCCUGGAGCAGUGGAGGGUGGGGUCGACAGAGCAGGAAAUGAUUCCACCAGCCACACCCCAGGGAAACACAGAGCAGCAAGUUUGCAGUAGUGAGAGUGCUAGGCUUUAUUGAGAAUCAGUGACACAGUCCACUCCUAGGGUUGAUUAAAUGUCAUGAAAGCUGGACAGUGUUCACCUCUGGAUUCCUUCUGAUGACACGUAAUCCUUGUGAUGAAUUUUAGAUUCUGAGAGGCCCUCAGCAGAGUCCAAUAGGAGUGCUGUAGCCCCUCUGCAUUGAGAAAACAGAAACGGGCAGGACAGGGAAGGAAGGGGAGCGACCACUUCAGUUCAUUCUGUUUUGUUUUGUUUUCUACAAGACGUUCCUCAGGAAGCUAAGGGAAUCACCUUUCUUGCAGACCUCAGUUAUACCCUGGUAGGAAAAGAAUGAACUCACUCUGUUGCCAGAAGACUUGGGUUUGAGUCCGGCCUUUGCCACUUUGUGCCCGUUUCCUAACCUGUAACACCGGGCUAAUGUUCCUUCUUGCCUGCCUUGGAGGGCUCUUGUUUGUAGCGAGCAGCACCGGGCCAGAAAUCUGGACCACAAAUUCUAGCUCUUGUUUUGACAGAAACUCACUGGGUAACUUAGUAAGCUCCUUAAGCUCUCUCUCCCUCAGUUUCUCAGUCUGUAAGAGGGUGUGAUCUCGCCUGUUCCACGGGCUGCCGUGAGAAUAAAGACGACAGAGGUGUGAAGGGUUUGCAUAAACACUGCGCUUUGGAGGUAGCAUCCGGCGCAAAGUUGUGCACAUUGUGCAUGAAAGUGCCCACCCACAAACAACCAAAACUGGUUUUACUUUAGAUGCAGAGAAGGUGCUUUUACGGGUGAACUCGAUUGGCUAGGACGAUUUGUGGCCUGUCUUCUUGGGAAGCUGAGCAGCAGGAUCAGAGAGGGUUUCGAAAAUGGGGACAAAGUCUGAAGACCAGCCAGGUGUCUUCCCGGGUCCUCUGGGAUCGCGCUGCUCCAGACGGCUCCCUUGCGCCACCUGGUGUCCCAUCCCCGCCACUGCCCAGAAACCACGUGUAAGAAAGUGCUUGCAACCUAACUACGCACCCUGGUUUAGACCCACAUUAGCCAAUAGAGAAGGGGGAGGCGGGGCAGGGGAAAGCGAGAGUCCAAUCACCUCCCGCUUUCCGAGGAGAAGGCGGGGCUUGGGAUUUACCACGUUGGGUUUGUCCGCAGCGCUAAUUACUUUUUCCAAAGACUGGAGGGCUCACUCCGGCUGGCGCCGCCGCUUCGCGCGCUCCUACUCCGCCGCGACCGUCCGGGGAGGGGGGGGCUACUCCUCCCAAGUACCAUGUGUGACGGCGCCCUGCUGCCUCCUCUCGUCCUGCCCUUGCUGCUGCUGCUGGUUUGGGGACUGGACCCGGGCACAGCUGUCGGCGACGCGGCGGCCGACGUGGAGGUGGUGCUCCCGCGGCGGGUGCUCCCGGAAGACGUGCACCUGCCGCCGCUGCCCGGCGCUCCAGGGCCCCGCAGGCGCCGGCGCCCCCGCGCGCCCCCAGCCGUCCCGCGCGCCCGGCCCGGCGAGCGCGCCCUGCUGCUGCACCUGCCGGCCUUUGGGCGCGACCUGUACUUGCAGCUGCGCCGUGACCUGCGCUUCCUGUCCGGUGGCUUCGAGGUGGAGGAGACCGGCGCAGCCGGGCGCCGCGGACGCCCCACAGAGCUGUGCUUCUACUCUGGCAGCGUGCUCGGCUACCCCGGCUCUUUCGUCUCGCUUAGCGCCUGCGGCGCCGCCGGCGGCCUGGUUGGCCUCAUCCAGCUUGGGCAGGAGCAGGUGCUAAUCCAGCCCCUCAACAAUUCCCAGGGACAAGAGCAUCUGAUCAGGCGCAGAUGGUCCUUGACACCCAGCCCCUCUGCCGAGACCCAGGUCUCUGGGCAGCUCUGCAAGGUCCUAACAGAAAAGAAGAAGCCGAGGAGGGGCUGGCCGUCACGAGACUGGCGGGAGCGGAGGAAUGCCAUCCGGCUGACCACCGAGCACACAGUGGAGACGCUGGUGGUGGCCGAUGCUGACAUGGUGCAGUACCAUGGGGCCGAGGCCGCCCAGAGGUUCAUCCUCACUGUUAUGAACAUGGUAUUCAAUAUGUUUCAGCACCAGAGCCUUGGAAUUAAAGUUAACAUUCAAGUUACCAAGCUUGUCCUGCUACGACAGCGUCCUGCCAAAUUGUCCAUUGGGCAUCAUGGUGAGCGGUCCCUGGAGAGCUUCUGUCACUGGCAGAAUGAGGAGUAUGGAGGCGCACGGUACCUCGGCAACAAUCAGGUUCCAGGAGGCAAGGACGAUACGCCCCCCGUGGAUGCUGCUGUAUUCGUGACCAGGACAGAUUUCUGCGUACACAAAGAUGAACCUUGUGACACCGUUGGAAUUGCUUACUUAGGAGGUGUGUGCAGUGCUAAGAGGAAAUGUGUGCUUGCCGAAGACAAUGGCCUCAAUUUGGCCUUUACCAUCGCUCAUGAGCUGGGCCACAACUUGGGAAUGAACCACGAUGACGACCACUCCUCCUGCGCUGGCAGGUCCCACAUCAUGUCGGGAGAGUGGGUGAAAGGCCGGAACCCCAGCGACCUCUCCUGGUCCUCCUGCAGUCGAGAUGACCUUGAAAACUUCCUCAAGUCAAAAGUUAGCACUUGUUUGCUGGUCACAGACCCCAGGAGCCAGCACGCAGUGCGCCUGCCCCACAAGCUGCCAGGCAUGCACUACAGCGCCAACGAGCAGUGCCAGAUCCUCUUCGGCACCAAUGCCACCUUCUGCAGAAACAUGGAGCAGCAUCUGAUGUGCGCUGGACUGUGGUGCCUGGUGGAAGGAGAUACAUCCUGCAAAACCAAACUGGACCCUCCCCUGGAUGGCACAGAGUGUGGGGCAGACAAGUGGUGCCGCGCGGGGGAGUGUGUGAACAAGACGCCCAUCCCGGAGCACGUGGAUGGAGACUGGAGCCUGUGGGGCAGCUGGAGCAUGUGCAGCCGCACGUGUGGCACGGGAGCCCGCUUCCGGCAGAGGAAAUGCGACAACCCUCCCCCGGGGCCUGGAGGCACGCACUGCCUGGGCGCAAGUGUGGAGCACGCGGUCUGUGAGAACUUGCCCUGCCCCAAGGGCCUGCCCAGCUUCCGUGACCAGCAGUGCCAGAUGCAUGACCGGCUGAGCAGCAAGAAGAAGGGCCUGCUGACAGCAGUGGUGGUUGACGAUAAGCCGUGUGAACUCUACUGCUCGCCCCUCGGGAAGGAGUCCCCGCUGCUGGUGGCCGACAGGGUCCUGGACGGCACGCCUUGCGGGCCCUACGAGACCGACCUCUGUGUGCACGGCAGGUGCCAGAAAAUCGGCUGUGAUGGAAUCAUUGGGUCUGCGGCCAAAGAAGACCGGUGUGGGGUCUGCAGCGGGGACGGCAAGACCUGCCGCGUGGUGAAGGGUGACUUCAGCCACUCUCGGGGCACAGUCAAGAAUAACCUUUGUACCAAGGUGUCCACGUGUGUGAUGGCAAAGGCUGUUCCCAGGUGUUUCUCAUGUUAUAUUGAAGCUGCUAUCAUUCCAGCUGGAGCUCGAAGGAUUCGCGUGGUGGAAGAUAAACCUGCCCACAGUUUUCUGGCUCUCAAAGACUCCAGCAAGAGAUCCAUCAACAGUGACUGGAAGAUAGAGCUCCCCGGAGAGUUCCAGAUUGCAGGCACGACCGUCCGCUAUGUUAGAAGGGGCCUGUGGGAGAAAAUUUCCGCCAAGGGACCAACCAAAAUGCCUCUGCAUUUGAUGGUGUUGUUAUUUCAUGACCAAAACUAUGGAAUUCAUUACGAAUACACCAUUCCUGUAAACUACACUGCUGAAAAUCAAAGUGAACCAGAAAAACCGCAGGACUCCUUGUUCAUCUGGACCCACAGCAGCUGGGAAGGUUGCAGUGUGCAGUGCGGAGGAGGGGAACGCAGAACCAUCGUGUCCUGCACACGGAUUGUUAACAAGACCACGACUCUGGUGAACGACAGUGACUGCCCUCAAGCCAGCCGUCCGGAGCCCCAGAUCCGAAGGUGCAACUUGCACCCAUGCCAGUCACGGUGGGUGGCAGGCCCGUGGAGCCCCUGCUCAGCGACCUGUGAGAAGGGCAUCCAGCACCGGGAAGUGACCUGCAUGUACCAGCUGCAGAAUGGCACACACGUCGCCACUCGGCCCCUCUACUGCCCAGUGCCCCGGCCAUCGGCAGUGCAGAGCUGCGAAGGCCAGGACUGCCUGUCCAUCUGGGAGGCGUCAGAGUGGUCACAGUGUUCUGCCAGCUGUGGUAAAGGGACAAAGAAACGAACUGUGACAUGCACCAACUCACAAGGAAAAUGCGACGCAUCCACGAGGCCAAGAGCCGAGGAGCCCUGUGAGGACUACUCCGGCUGCUAUGAGUGGAGAACAGGGGGCUGGUCCAAGUGCUCGUCGACCUGUGGAAAGGGCCUGCAGUCCCGUGUGGUGCAGUGCAUGCACAAGGUCACUGGGCGCCAUGGCAAUGAGUGCCCUACCCUCUCCAAGCCAGCAGCCUACAAACAGUGCCACCAAGAAGUCUGCAAUGACAAGAUCAAUGUGAACACCAUCACUUCCCCUCGCCUCGCUGCUCUGACCUACAAAUGCACACGGGACCAGUGGACAGUGUAUUGCAGGGUCAUCCGAGAAAAGAACCUCUGCCAGGACAUGCGGUGGUACCAGCGCUGCUGCCAGACAUGCAGGGACUUCUAUGCGAACAAGAUGCGCCAGCCACUGCCGCCACCAAGUUCAUGACAGGCGGCCAGUGGUCCCACGAUGCUCUGACAUGAGGUCUGAGUCCUGACGACAUGGCUAGUUGAAAGCCCACCCACCUGAGAGCACACCAGUCCUGCGGCUGGGACCCCCAAAGCACACCACGGCUCACCCAGGAGGCUGUCCCAAGAACCCAAUUGCUUAGAACCUGAGAGUGGACUUGACGUUUGCUUAGUGCUUUUAUACUUAAUAUAUUGUUAACAGCCACUGGAUGGCUUUCUACGGUAAGGAAAAAAUAGGCAUGAGUCACAAAAUAGCUGUAAUUUCUAAGGUUCCACGUACCUCAAAGGGAACACCUCUGACAGAAAUCGUCAAGAGAAACGUCACAGGCGCCCCUGUCUUGGCUUUCCUCUGACGUUUGAAUUCCCAGUGCUUGGUGUAUCGGGGGAGGGGGAGGAUAUCCAAAAAACGGAGACGUUUUACUUUAAAGCAGGCUUUAUUCUGAAAGCCCGUGACACCCUGGAUGGAUGGAGGCUUCUCUGGAGAGGCCGGGCUGCUGGAGCCCCCUUGACACCACAAGGACCAGCACGUGGCCCCUCCACCCUGUCAAGGAAAGUGCUCUCUAGAUCGCGGCUUUUCCUUGGAGGUCUUGUCCCUGAGAGUCUGAGUCUGUGUGAAUUAAAAAGGACGCUAGGGCUGUGUAGUUCUGCAUACCACCUAUGUGGGGGAGAAUAUUCCAGAAGGGCUUGGGUUUGGGGACGUAUCUAGUUUUCAGAUCUCUGUUGUCCCCCACACAGGGAAACAGAAGAGCCUCUCUUCAAGGUGCUGUGAGAGGAGGCACGUGCUAAUUUUGGCCUUGGGAUUGCUUCCUGGCAUAGAGGUGAGCUCAGGGCAGCUUUGGGAGGGGUGGAGGGGCUCCCCCUCUGCUUCUGGGGACCUCUGUUCUAGCCAGUACUUCAUAAAGCUUUGCACCUUAGAGAUGGCUUCCCAUUAACCUUGGCCAUCUAUCUGAAGUUGAUUCUUCUUAGAACCUCUGAAGACUCAGGCUCAGGCCUGGCGCUUCACCCUGGCACGGGGCAGGUUUCCUCCAGGACUGCUCAGCCUAGUGCCAGGAUGGGUGGAGGAGUGGCCCGUGGCCAGGAUGGCCGCAUACCCACCCAGCCUUCCCGUGGCCCAGACCUUGCAACGUUCGUCAUUGUCAUGCUGUCGUUGUUGACCCGUCUUAGUGGGUCAAGAAUGACACUCAGAAAAUCCGGAAGAAGGUAUUUGCCUCCUACAGACACCUCACCCCUCAAAACAGAACUGUGCCCUCUCUGGAGCCCAGGGAGAUGAAAAGAGUGUCCUCUGUGAAAGCACAGAAGAUGGUAGGACCCUGCCCGCCCGGGAGCUGGGAGGAGGGGACCCGACAUGCUGGGAGGUCUGGUCUGCUGACCAACUCGGUGGGCCUUUGAUGGGUGCUUAUAUUCAAGGACUUUAUCAUGAGAAACCCACCCUCUCCUCCCUUAUUUCAGAGGGGAUCUUACUUAGGCUAAUCUCCAUGGGAUCAUCUCCAAGUGCUUCUUGAUUUACUGGUGCUGUGUUUAUGUAUCUGUGUUUGAGUUUUUGAUGUCACAACUUUAGAGUCAGCUUAAAUCAGAAAGAAAAAGAAACACUCUGCCACCCAAGCCCGUCGUAUGGGCUGUGUUUUGGUUUGUGAUUUUUUACUGCCCCAGAGGCAGAGAAGUGGUAGGGAUGGCAGGGAAUCUAUUCAGUUCCACUUGAAUCUGUGAGAAGUGUUGAGAAAACUCCUUAGAUGUUCUGUGGAAAGACCCCAGAGGGUACCAGGCUGGGGCAGCCCACCUGCAAGGUAACCUCCAGCGGCUGCCCAGGGCCUGUGCAGAACGCUGUCCUCCCUGCUCUGGCUUGGCCGCGAGCAGACUCCCCAGGCCCCUCAAAGUCUUGGGGAGCUAGGGCUCAGUUUUCCCCCAGCCCCAAAUGGGCUGUACUUUACCACAGAUGAACAGAAAGCUCUCAGCCUCGGGGGCUGAGGAGCAGAGUCGGGGCAGCAAGCUAAGGAAGCCGGGGCAGCCUUGCUUACUGUCUGCAUGGGAACCAUGGGCCCACCUGAGCUGGGCAAGCAUAUGCACAUGCCCAGAGGCAAGCCCUUUGCCUGGUGCCUCUGAAUCUCCCCCCUGGCCACCUUGACGGUAUCAACUGGACGCCCCUGGCAAGGGCCCCACACCCUCAGAAUGCAAAUGACUGAUUCAAUUAUUGUUAAACAUCCCUUUGGUUCCCCAAAGUUUGGGUCUUUCUGAGCUCUUUUAGCUCAUGCUGGCACUGUCACUCUGAAAUUCACCAGCCCGCCUUCUGUUCCCUUCACAAGCAAUGAUCAAUUUCAGUGAAGCCAUCAUAGCACUCUUGUUCCACUUUGUACAGAAGACAAUGAAACCCUGUCAUUACAACAGUGAUGUUUCUUUAUGGUUAACAAUACCCUGUACUGUCACUCAAGUACUGUACCUUUUUGGUUGCACAAAUGUGUUACUAACUACAGAGUCUCACAAUCUUAUGGUGCUAUUUUCAUUGGUGCAAAUGAAACCCUCUCAGUUGACCAUGGCUUGAUAUUAUCAGAACACAGGGAAAGAUCCUCAAUGGCAGUAAUAUCAUUGCUUUGUUCUCUUUUCUUCAUUUCAGAGUCAAAUGUAUAUAUUUUCCAUUAGCUAACUUACAUUACGUACUGUACCCAUGGUAUUUUUGUUUUACUUUUUGGUGCUGGUUUGAAAGAAAAGAAAAAAAAAGAACAGAAGACAAACAUUGGACACCACUGUAAAUGAAAAAUUAAGCAUUUCAUUGGAAGUGAGUUGAAUAUGUUUAAUAAAAUGUUCUUCCAUAACAA